UAACACAUCGUAGUGCCGGGCUCACGUUAGUUUCAAUCUAAAAAUUAUUAAAACGGAAAUACGAAACAUUAAAGUGUUUAUGGAUAAAAUUUUACGUAAAAUGACCAAUUAAUAAAAAGGAAAAGAAACAAAUGCCAUAGAGGAAAAAAAAUUAACAAAUUAAAAAAAAAAAAUAAACAAAACUAAAAUGCAGUGAUUUAUAGAUUAUUGGUGUUUGAGUUAGGGACCAUUUUUUUUUAAAUUUUUAUAAAAGAGAAUAAAUAAUCUGAAGGAAAAAAUUAUAAACAAAAUUUGUGAAAUAUAUAAAAGCAUCUAAAAAGAUUUAGUAAAUUAAACAAAAAUGUUCACUACACCAAAAAAGCAAAAACAACAGCAAAAUAUUUCCAAUAUGGAUGCUAAGGAUAAUAACCCCCAUCUUGGUCAUUUGACAACAAACACCCCUAACUCAGCCACCAUGAUGACUAUAACUACAACAGCAGCAACUACUACUGCAACAUCCACCAUUAACUCGGGUAUGAUGGUUGCAUACGACAAUGAUACGCCAAAUUCUAAAUUUCAAGGAACAUCAUCGGCCACAUAUCUGGCAGUACCGGAAAUAGUGAUUAGCUCAAGCUGCAGCACGAACAGCUUAAAUCGCAUGACCUCCACCAUGGCCAACUCGGAGGAUAUGGCUGUGGAGAGUACGGCUUUGUUGGAAACAUCCUUGACAUCCACAAAUUCCAAUGGCGGCGAGGAACGCCUAAAUGACAACCGCCAUCCUCUAAAUGACCCAGAGGAAUUGUCUGGCUCUGAGCCUCAUAUGCUGGCUGAUGAAUUUGAGCAAUUCAUACUAAAUCGCACCACAUCGGAUAGUAACAUUUUGGAAUCGAGUAUUUACAGUGAAUUGCAAUUUCCACCCUCAUUACAUGGUGGCAGCAUUAUCAGUGGUUUGGCAAGCCAAGGCGGGGGCUAUGUAAGCAGUAGUGGCGGGCCCAUUACCGCCAAUUCUCCCCAAGUGGCGGGUCCACAGACCCCAGCAGCACCAAGUGGCCGGGCCACAAAACGCACUAAGCGAAAACACAAGACCAAGACCAAAUGUACGGCCACUGCGGCCCAGCUGGCGGCAGCUGCCGCGGCCAGCCAAAGGGCCUCACCCACAGGCCAUUAUCCACCACGUUAUACGGCCAUUUUUAUGGAUCAACAUCACAGUGGCCAUCAUCAUCAUCAUCAGUAUGGAAAUGUUAUGUCGGCUCAUCAUCACAGUGGCAACGCUGCCAAUGCAUUGGGACAAAUUGCAAGUGCGGCAGCGUCUUCGCCCUUUCUGAAUGCACCGGUGGCCGCCGCAGAUGCGGGUGCAGCAGCGGCUGCAGCCUAUAUGCAACAGUUUCAGUAUUUCCAGCAAAGACCCAUGGUCACAAGCAUGGCGCCACUGGGAGGUGGCAGUCAUCGUAGACAUCAUAGAUCCCUGUUUGAGGCUACCACCACUACAACCAAUGCCUUUGGUCUUGAUAAUCCUUUGACUGUGCUCUCCAAUGGUUCCACACCCUCGGUACCUGCAGGCACUGGUAUUUCGCCACCAUUGCGUUUAAGUUUUCGCAAAUGGUUUUCGCGUCCCUCACUGCCAUUUGUCAUAGGUAUAUUGGCUUUGGGAGGAGUAGCCUGCACUUUGGGAGGCAUUGUCUUGGGUUCCACAGGUCUCAUAGAACACUCUACCCAAUAUUUGAGUGCCGCUUUGCUUAUGAUUGGCAUUGGGGUUUCGCUAUUGGUUAUAUCGGGAGCCAUUUGGCGCCUUAGCCUGCCGGAUGAUGUGGAGGAGUGUCCGUGUUAUCGUCACAUGGAAAUGUGUCGCAAUUGUAAUAGUCCCUAUUGUAAUAGUCGCCUAAUGGCGGGUGGAUUUUUGUAUCCGGAAUUCCAACAUAGACCACCGCCACCUUCGUAUUUGACUUCGCUGAAUGAAUGUGCUGGCAUGAGUUUGUUAUUCCAUCCCACAGCAGCGGCGCCCCAAACUACACACUACAAUGCAGUAAGAGUGAACACACCGCCGCCGUUAUACCGCUCCACCAAUUCACUGAGUGUUUUUGGCUCCAAUUCUACUACAGCUGGCAAUGGCAAUGCAUUACAAUCCACCAACUUAGUUCCUACAUUAAACAGGCCUGCAGCUGGCAACUCUGUUGGCAUUGUGCCGGAUCACAGUGUUAUAACAAUGAGUACGGUCAUGGAAAAUCUGCAAGCCCAAACACAGCCCUUGAUCAAGGAAUUCAAUUAUUUGGAGCUGGAUUAGAUAAACAAAAGCCCGUAGAAA
This is a messenger RNA of Stomoxys calcitrans (stable fly), 2281 nucleotides long. RefSeq lists its product as uncharacterized. Bases 341 to 2260 code for a protein of 639 amino acids. The transcript is spliced from 3 exons. The record is from RefSeq and is a predicted model, not a curated record. Lineage: Eukaryota; Metazoa; Arthropoda; Insecta; Diptera; Muscidae.